AUGAUAGUAAAAAAUAUCGAAACAACACGACAAACAUUAGAGUGGACAGAUGACAGUCCUAACCAAAUGCUUGUGAGGUACGAAUUCAUCUUUAGUUUGCAUCCGCAAUGUGAUGCAAUACGGACCCUCGGUGCUUUGAACUGCGUAUCAGGAAUACCUGAAGCACUCCUCACCGCGUGGGACCCCACUUUUCGAUCCAUUUCGCAUAUCCGACGUGCAAGAAUGUCUGAUUCCGAAAGUUCCGACGCUGAGAGCAAAAAAGCUCAGAGGAAGGAGACGAAACGUGCAAGAGAAAAUAGCACUUCCGAUGAAAGCAUUAUCGACAAAACUCCCUUGAAAAAAGGUAAAGGUAAUAGUGGCGGCUUCAAGAAUGCUGACGGUGAAGAGAUGUUCGAAUUGGGCAAAAUGCGUUUUGUAUCGGUCCGAUCCUUUAAAGGCAAAGCUUUGAUUGAUAUUCGUGAAUAUUAUCAAGAUAAGGAUAGCGGUGGAUUGAAACCGGGACGUAAAGGUAUUAGUUUGUCGGAAGAACAAUAUCACCGAUUGAAGGCUAUUAUGGAUGAUAUAGAUGAAAAACUGACUAGUGUCUAA
Messenger RNA from Acanthocheilonema viteae, 588 nucleotides. Lineage: Eukaryota; Metazoa; Nematoda; Chromadorea; Rhabditida; Onchocercidae. The record is from the annotation of a GenBank genome assembly.